GAAAGGUCAGGGGAUGUAAAGUGUCAUGAGGCUUGACAGUGUGAUUUCACACGUUGUUUUCUGCAGUUCUAAAAGUGGCUGUCAGGGUAGUAAGCGAAGCAGAGUUCUUGGGAUCAGAGAACGCCUGGCAAAAUGAACGAUACAUGCAACGCAUCUCAAAUCUAUCUCCUACCUCCCAUGUACAGUAUUGAAAUGUGUGUGGCUUUGGCAGGGAAUUUAUUUGCUCUGUGGCUCCUGUUGGUGAGAGAAAGACGGAACUGGCACACGGGAGUCGUGUUCUCCUGUAACCUGGCCAUAAGCGACGUGCUUUACGUCCUAACCUUGCCUUUGCUCAUCAUUUACUAUGCCAACGAGAAGCGAUGGACAUUUGGAGUUGCCGCGUGCAAAAUCGAACGUUUCCUGUUUAACUGCAACCUCUAUGUUAGUAUUUUCUUCAUCAUGUGCAUCAGCGUCAACAGAUAUCUUGCCAUCGUCUACCCAUUCUUCACUCGCAGCCACAUUCGUCCUAAACACGCGAUGAUCACGAGCGCUCUGGUGUGGCUCACAGUAGUCAUCACUUUAACACCAGUCCUUAGAUUUGCCGGAACGCACGAUCCAGGGAAUAAAACUCUUUGCGUUUCCUGUUUUGAUGACGCACUGAAAGCCUCCCAUUUUAAGUACACGGUGUUUCUCAUGGUUGUGGGAUGCAUGCUUCCUUUGCUAGUUACCUUGGCAUCUUAUCUGGGUGUGAUUUGGACAGUUCUGAGAAAUGAAAAUAUAACCACGCUGGAGAAAAGAAAAGUAGCUCUCAUGGUCGCUAUAGUCUGUGUCCUUUACGCCAUAUCGUUCGUGCCUUAUCAUGUGUUGCAGACGUAUCGGGUGUACUUGAGAAUGAACCAUAUUGGCAAUAAGUGCUGGGUGCAUAAUUCAUAUCAAGUGUCAAAAGGGCUGGCCACCUUGAACAUGUGCAUACAUCCGCUUCUGUACAUGGCGGUUUUUGACAGCAUACGGACGGCUUGCUGUGGAAAAAGCUCAGGCGAGUAAACGGUGAGAGAAGCGUCUGAAUGCAGCAGAUUGCAAACCACAAACCAGUGUAUAUACGUAUGGUUUCAUCAGAUGCAGGCGCCUGGCCCGAAUUUAACGUCCGGUCUAUGUUUGGUUAUCGGUCUGGCUUGUGACUAGUAAUAGACGAAGUAUAAUAUUCAUGUUAAUUAAUUUAUAUUGUAUUCAAUUAAAUUGAAACUACUCAACAGUUAUUGAUUCUUUGAAGAGGUCUACCGGAAGUUAAGUUCGGGCCACAUAACGUUUGUUUAUGUUGCUGCUGAAACCGUCUCUAUCUUGAAUUCAAAAAUUGUGUCGUAAUAUAGAUUUGUACUGAAAAUGAGCUUUGUGCUACUAUCCAAGACCGCAUUUUUAAGAAAGGAAGUAAAACAUUUUAGGUUCAGGCCUUGGGUGGUUUUUGUUACUCUGCCAAUGUUCAUAUAGUGGACGUGCAACGUUAUUCAUUUUUAAAUCAAGAUAGCAAUACAGAUUUGUGUACAUAUAGGCUACUUUGUUUGUUUUAUCCCUAUUAUAAGCAACCUAGACAUCAUAUUUGACCCAGUCUGUGAAAACCCAACCGAAGUAAUUUUUUAUGAUUGACUGUUUUUAAAAUCAUCCUACAUAAUGUAAAGAACAUUCUGUAAAGAUAUGACCUUGAUGUCAUGUCAAAAAUUGAAAUCAUAGUGGAAUUGAUGGUUGAAAUCAAACUUGGAUGCUUCUUAUCUGAUAAUUAGAUUGAGACUUUUGCCUGGAUUUCACAGACUGGGUCACAAUUAUGGUAGAAGGCAGGCCAGUCUGUGAUGUGUGAGAAAAUAUUUUUAUCUUGAAUAAAUAUAAAUGUUUGAAUAAAGAAACACAAAUCACA
Molecule: messenger RNA, 1885 nt
Organism: Triplophysa rosa
Lineage: Eukaryota; Metazoa; Chordata; Actinopteri; Cypriniformes; Nemacheilidae
Gene: p2ry11
Product: purinergic receptor P2Y11
Exons: 2
Coding region: 133-1023 (296 amino acids)
Biological process (GO): G protein-coupled receptor signaling pathway; calcium-mediated signaling; cellular response to ATP
Cellular component (GO): plasma membrane
Molecular function (GO): G protein-coupled ATP receptor activity; neurotransmitter receptor activity
Source: RefSeq, a predicted model, not a curated record